UCCAGAGUCAGUGGAACCAGAGUCAGAGGACUCGAUCGUUUACCAGAGCCUUGUGCACAGAAUCACAUUCUCGUCACAACACUCAGCGGCGGUAUGUAUACAGCAUACGGCACACGAGUGUGAAUUGCUUCCUGAUGUGUCGAAGAUGUUGUGGUGUGUGGGAGGGAGGCGCAGAUUUGGGCGGAACGUUUACACACUCAAGGUUUGCUAAAGACAGUUCCCAGGAAAAGGCUGUCAGUGAGCACUAUCUCCUUGGAAUAUUGGAGCUGUCUGAGACAAAACGGUAGGUAGAAAUCUCGUGAUAUAAAAACCUGGAUACCACUCACAUCUUCAUCGGCACCUUGGUAGACGGUUUCUUGGCGGUUAGUUUCUACGGGUAUGGGGCCAUGCAAUCACAAAGCUGAAUAAGGAACAAAUUCAAGUCAGUGAACUACCCGAAAAAGUUUUCUGCUCGCGGAGAAGAACCAGCUGGUGGAUAAACUGUCACAGUCGAGCCUGGUCAUUCGUAGACAGGAAUAAGCAACAGCUGGUGGGGGCGGAAAAGUCGCGAGCUUGUGAAUCUCCACCGAAAGAAUGGGCCCCAAAAGUUCUCUGCUAUGGACUCUGGUGUUUUUCACCUCGGCUACGUAUCAUGCUGCAUUCCCAAUCAGCCUGCCUUCGGAAGGUCUGCAUGGAAUGACAACAGAAGCCGAAUCAAAUAGCAGGCAUGUUGUUCUUGUUCACGGAUCUGGUCUCGGCGCGUGGUGCUGGUAUAAGAUGGUGAAUUUGUUGCAGAAGCGAGGCUAUACCGUAGCUGCCAUCGAUCUUACUUCACAGGGAAGAGACAGAACUAACCCCGACACUGUAACUACUCUGGACGAAUAUGCAAAACCUCUAUUAAACUAUCUGGAAAACUUGAACGGACAGGCUUUUCUCGUGGCGCACAGUCUUGGUGGUAUCACUGUAAGCUUUGCAAUGGAGAAAUACCCCCAAAAGAUACAGAAGGCUGUGUUCGUUACUUCGCGCAUGCCUCUCAACAACCAAAGCUCUCAUACAAGUCUGCCACCUGAGAGUACGGAGCCGGGGAGGCCUUCAGAUUUUGUGAUUUUAAAUUAUGCAAAUGGGCCGUCAGCUCCGCCCACCUCCUUCUCAUACAACUUAUCUUAUAUUCAAGAUAUGUUCUUCAACGAAACUCCAGAUCAGGACGUGACUCUUGCAAUGCUGUCGAUGAGUCCAACACCGUACGCGAUAUCAUUCGAGGUUCUGAAAUUGACACCUGCUAGAUAUGGAAGCGUUCGACGAUUCUACGUGUUUACGUUGAAUGAUCAUCUGAGUACCCCUGCUGCCCAACAGUUCACGAUCGACCGGAACCCACCCGAGAGAGUCUUCAAGAUCCGUAGCGACCACUCUCCCUUUGUCAGUCACCCUCGUCAGCUUACCAACAUCUUCGAAAUGAUAUACAAUCUCUGAGAGCCGAAACCAGUUCAAUCCUGUACCAAGAGAACCUCUGAAAUCUGCGGACUCGUUUCAAUCAAAGCGCCCGCUGACUACGAAUAUCGAUGGAGUGAAGAAUUCACAAAGUCCAACAAGAAGAAACUUGGCCCUGGGGAUUUCCACACGGUCUUCGUCGACUGGUGCAGUGCUUGGUCCUUUUGGUUCAGCUAGGAUGCGUGGCUGGAGUCGCUGGACCUAAACAUUUACGACACAUUUGUCAUGCCAUGAUCAGCUUUCCAACUUGUAAUAAAGUCUCCAAGUCUUCCCACUUCCG
Messenger RNA from Marchantia polymorpha subsp. ruderalis, 1747 nucleotides. The record is from the annotation of a GenBank genome assembly. Lineage: Eukaryota; Viridiplantae; Streptophyta; Marchantiopsida; Marchantiales; Marchantiaceae.